UGCAACUGCUUUUUUGUUCUGAAUUUGCGGGUCGCAUAGAGUUGGAUGAUCCGGAAUUGUCGACGACUCACAAUUUGCAUGAGCGAGAGAGCAAAUGCGAAUUUCGUGAUCGUGGUCUCUCUGAGAAGAGGAUAAAACUUUUUGUCGACAUCGAAAUGAUAAAGAAAUGGAGCCAUUUUUAAGCAGCAAAGAGGCUGAGAUGACAGACUGGGAGAUAAAAGCCAGUAAAGUGUGAAGAACAAGAGCAGAGGUAGCCGAUGUAAGUACCACAAAAAAGAGUAGUUUUCUAGAACGCGAAAGACACGUCGACUAGAGAUUCGAGGAACAUGCGUUUGUGCACAUCAGGGAGGAAUGUUCUCAAUUUUUAGACAGCAGAACACAUGAUUGCCCGCCUUCUCCGAACGGGCACAGUAGCACCAUGGCGUGUUCGAUGACUCGAUGUCAGCUUGCAGCAGGACUAGUCUUAUGCUGUCGGCUAGUCGACGCUUACGUUCCGCUUCCAGACCUGGCGCAAACACUAGACCUUGUCUCAUCGGAUGGCAAGGUAUGGCUGAUCAUGAUAAGUGUUGGUUCGUUACCCCUACAUGUCAAGUUGAUGUACUGCAGAACAGAAACGAUGACACAUUAGUGUGUAGUGGUCUUUUCUACCCCUGGAGUGGGUACAUUCAUUCAUUCACUCACUCAACAACGUAUUUCUUCCUUGAAACCAUCUUCAUGCUCCUUCCAACUCAACACCAGGUCCCCGGAGCGCCCACCGCUCUGAUGACGGCAGCUGAGGGCGCAUCAUCGUCAGUAUCGAAGAUUGACAGUGUCUAUGACAACGUGUAUGGCGACGAGGCAAAAAUCGCAACGUCUACUAGAACAAAUCAGUUCUUCAACAAAGCCGUAGGAAGAGGUCAGGAAGAUGUAACCCAGCUAGGUCUUUUGGCAUCCUCUUCCACUGUCAAAGACCGCUUAGAAGUAGGAUUAGGUGGAUCUGCAUCGUCUAGAGCUACGGCAACGGCUCCACAUACAGCUGGUUACGGAACGAAGGGCUUUCUACACAGCAUUCCAGUACCUUUGGAGACAGGAGGUAAAAUUUUCCAUAGUAAUAUACCUUUGUUUUAAGGCUGCUGCAACUAAUUAUCUUCAUCUUGUUCUUUUUUAAAAUUUAGUUGUGAACCUGCAAUUAUCGAGAAGGGAUGCUGGACAGCACGUGGAGCUACAACGUUAUUCGCCAUCAAAGUCCUCGUCAUCAGAGUCCUCGUCAUCAAAUUUACAGGUAAGAAGAACAAUCUGCUCGUAGAGUACGACGUUGUUCCCGCAAGUUCCGGAUCCACGGUUUCAAGUACCCUUGAUAUGGGGACAAGAGGCAGUUCAAGGAGGAGGAAUAGAGGAACUCAAGAUGCAUCUUCACCCACCACUGUAGAUGCAUCACCCACCAUUCCUGUCGAAGCGAUUACACGAGACGAGCAAAUUCGGGAAGAGAAUCGUGAGGGAAUAACACUCGUUCCUGGUGGUCGCUAUUCGAAGCGAGACGUCGAAUACAUCAACAAGCUGAGGAAAAAACAGGCAGCUGCUGCUCAAGGUGGAAGAAAAAGAAUAGUACCCAAGAAGAACAGCAACCAAGUACAAGACGAAGAACUACAAGCAGGAAGAGAGGAAAUUCCAUCGAGGAAAGGAUCACUAGUACACUCCUCAAGUGCCGUAAAAAUGUUGUCUCAUCAUGAAGAUUCGACGAGCCAUCUUCAAGACCCGAGAAGUUUCGGCAACAAGGAAAAACCAAAUAGUGUUUUGUUGACUACGUCCUCAUCUUCAUCUUCUUCAUCUUUCGCCAGCUCCGCGGGUACCUCCGCCAGCUCCUCCAGCACUACAACAGCGAAGAGAAAAAACGACAUUUUUCAUUCGAGAUGGCAGCAACAAUGUCUCUCGUUUGCACAGUUCCUAAAGGAUCACGGCGUUAAAGGCUCUGGGCUCAUAGCGCAGUGGCAUGCAGCUUGCAUUAAGGCUAGUGAGGACUGGAAGUCUACUUACUUCGAGAGUCGAAGUGUAACUUCAAUUUAGAUCAUUGAUUGUCCUUCAUUCUCUUCCAACCUCAGUUGAAAGCAUGAUACUAUCUCCAAACUUCUAAUUCAAAGUCUAGCACAGACGCCAACACUUGCCAAGGCAUCAUUGGUGCGGUCACGCCAUUCGCAAGUAACCUUAGCUGGAGUCCUCAAGCAGUGUGCAAUGCCAUAGGGGAAGUGUGGCUAGUCUAAGCUGUGUCACUGAAACACAUGUCAUUUUAGCGUAGAUGUACAGACCAUGCAUACUUGUGAAAAGCAGAUUACCCGCAAGAAUAUGGGUCUUUCGUUCGGUUGAAGAUACCGUGAAGAAAUAAUCACGUCACUGAAUAUUGAGUUAUAAUAGUUCUUCGACCGCUCUUCUUCACUUUCACAAACACUCCAAUAGAUUGGACGUUGCAGAGAAUAUAUGGUGGGCACACAUUCGGUGAGGC
Molecule: messenger RNA, 2476 nt
Organism: Amoebophrya sp. A25
Lineage: Eukaryota; Dinophyceae; Syndiniales; Amoebophryaceae
Source: the annotation of a GenBank genome assembly